Glycine soja is the source of this 701-nucleotide messenger RNA. Its product is annotated as thioredoxin-like protein CXXS1. NCBI's taxonomy places the organism in Eukaryota, Viridiplantae, Streptophyta, Magnoliopsida, Fabales, Fabaceae. The record is from RefSeq and is a predicted model, not a curated record. Bases 64 to 432 code for a protein of 122 amino acids. The transcript is spliced from 3 exons.
AGACCAUUUUUAUAUGUGUAGACCCUUUAAAAGAAGCAGCAGAAGGAAGAAAGAAAGAAAUAAAUGGAGGAGAAAGAAGAGCUCAAAAAGUCUAAGGUUAUUAAAAUAGACUCUCAAAAAUCAUGGGAACACCACAUCUCUUAUGCUACCAAUCAAAAGUACCCUAUUGUAGUUCAUUUCUCUGCUUUCUGGUGUGUCCCUUCUUUAGUUAUGAAUCCUUUCUUUCAAGAAUUGGCCUCCACUUAUGAAGAUGUUUUGUUUCUGACGUUGGAUGUGGAUGAGGUUAAGGAAAUUGCCUCCAAGAUGGAAAUCAAAGCCAUGCCCACCUUUCUGUUGCUGAGUGGAGGGACUCCUGUGGACAAAAUUGUGGGUGCAAAUCCUGAUGAAAUUAGGAAAAGGAUUGACCAUUUUGUUCACUCAACUCGUUCCUAGAACUGUUGUUCAUUGUGCUAGGAAGCAUUUCAUAUAUGUUUUAUAUUCCAAAGUAAUAUUUAUACGGGUUGUUCUGUGCUUGUUUCAUUGUUGAAGUAUAUGUUUGGUGACCCGGGAAAGUCAGUAGAGUGUGAAUGGUACUUUGUAUUGAGUUUCAUCAUGAUGGCAUUAUUCUCUUAUAAUAUCCUUUCUUCUUGUAUCAUCCAAGCGUACCACCUCAUUGGAUUGAAACUAAAAUUAUUUCUAAUAUAAUAAACAUUAUUGCUUAA